UCUCACUGUGCAUCCACGCUGUUGGGCUGUUGGUGGCUCAACACAUGCACUAGCAAAGAUGGUGUGGGAUAAAGGAAUCGUCCCCAAUGGCACCGAGGGCAAGAACUUCUACAUCCCCAUGAACAACCAGACUGGAGUCGUCAGGAAUCCCUUUGAAUACCAGCAGUACUAUUUGGCAGAUCCCAUCUGGUUCAAGUUCUUAGCUCUCUACAUGUUCUUCCUCAUCUGCACCGGGACCCCCAUCAACGGCCUGACGCUGUUGGUGACCGCUCAGCACAAGAGGCUCCGGCAGCCCCUCAACUACAUCCUGGUCAACCUGGCUGUGGCCGGACUCAUCAUGUGCUGCUUUGGGUUCACCAUCACCAUCACGUCCGCUGUCAACGGCUACUUCAUCCUGGGAGCCACAGCCUGUGCCGUGGAGGGCUUCAUGGCCACACUCGGGGGUGAAGUCGCUCUCUGGUCUCUGGUGGUCCUGGCCAUCGAGCGAUACAUUGUGGUCUGCAAACCCAUGGGGAGCUUCAAGUUUACCGGGACUCACGCAGGAGCUGGAGUCAUUUUCACCUGGAUCAUGGCUCUGUCCUGUUCCGCGCCACCACUUUUCGGCUGGUCCAGGUACAUCCCCGAGGGCAUGCAGUGCUCCUGUGGACCCGACUACUACACCUUGGCCCCGGGCUACAACAACGAAUCAUACGUCAUGUACAUGUUUGCUGUGCACUUCUUCACUCCCGUCUUCAUCAUCUUCUUCGCUUAUGGAAGCCUGGUGCUCACAGUCAAAGCUGUAAGUCAGUUACUCUACAAAAUGGACUCAAUCUUUGUUGUCAGUGCUAAUGCAUCUUCUGUUUUUCCCCAGGCGGCCGCCCAGCAGCAGGAGUCGGAGUCGACCCAGAAGGCCCAGAGGGAGGUGACCCGUAUGUGCGUGUUGAUGAUCUUUGGCUUCCUAAUAGCCUGGACGCCGUACGCCUCGUUCAGCGGUUGGAUCUUCUUGAACAAAGGGGCUUCCUUCACGGCACUAACGGCCGCCAUCCCUGCCUUCUUUGCAAAGAGCUCUGCUCUUUAUAACCCCAUCAUUUAUGUGCUGAUGAACAAACAGUUCCGUAACUGCAUGCUGAGCACCGUGGGCAUGGGAGGCAUGGUGGAGGACGAGAGUUCAGUUUCUGCCAGCAAAACUGAAGUGUCCUCCGUCUCUUAAAUACAGACUGACCCUCAGAGAUGUGAACGUUUGCCUGUGUGUUGUUCCUCUGACCUCAAAUAACUGUGUUGUUGAGGGAUGUCUGAACUGUUACAUCUGGUUAUGAAUGACUGACCUUUGAGCAAUGUUGGGUUCUUACUCGAUCAUAACAUUGUACAAAAAUAGCAUAAAUAAAUAAAUGCAAGCAUGA
Messenger RNA from Betta splendens (Siamese fighting fish), 1379 nucleotides. Its product is annotated as green-sensitive opsin-like. Gene Ontology annotation, biological process: phototransduction; G protein-coupled receptor signaling pathway; visual perception. The transcript has 4 exons. Gene Ontology annotation, cellular component: membrane; photoreceptor outer segment. NCBI's taxonomy places the organism in Eukaryota, Metazoa, Chordata, Actinopteri, Anabantiformes, Osphronemidae. Bases 59 to 1189 code for a protein of 376 amino acids. Gene Ontology annotation, molecular function: G protein-coupled receptor activity. The record is from RefSeq and is a predicted model, not a curated record.